Messenger RNA from Parnassius apollo (apollo), 1689 nucleotides. NCBI's taxonomy places the organism in Eukaryota, Metazoa, Arthropoda, Insecta, Lepidoptera, Papilionidae. The record is from the annotation of a GenBank genome assembly.
AUGGAAAAUAAUAUAGUACCUAAUAAUGAGGAACGCGAUUUUUGCGAAUUUCAAAUGGAUUUGGCGGACUUUGAAUUGUCGCAAGAAAAUUUGCAAGAGAUUGAGACUUUGGAGUUCAACGCACUUCAGACAUCGUUCAGGGACAUCAGUAGCGAUGAUGAGUCUGAAAAUUUACAUGUUCCGAAGAAAAGAAGACGUAUGGUUAUCAAUUCGGACAGUGAAAGCGAUUCAGUAAAAGAUUUUGUCCUACAAAAUUUACCAACUUCUUCAAACACGUACACAAAAUGGAAGAACCCUACUGGAUGCACUGCUCGAGUGAUACCCUUCACUGAGCCCACAGGUAUGAAGUUUCCUUUUUCAAGAGACUUAAGUCAAGGAGAUCCAGAGGAUUUUUAUUCUUUGUUAGUUGACGAUUCCUUGUUUGAAAUAAUUGCUGAACAAAGUAACCUGUUUGCUACGCAAAGCUUUGGAGAUAAAGAUUUCAAGCCAUGUUCUCGCUCACAUACAUGGCAGCCAACCGAUAAGCAUGAAAUAAAACGAUUUUUUGGACUAAUUUUAUUCAUGGGCCUUGUGAAAUUGCCAUCAAUUAGUGAUUACUGGAGUACAGAUGACAUAUUUCAACAACCGUUUCCUCGCACAGUGAUGACUAGGAACAGAUUUGAAUUACUUUUACAGUACCUACACUUUGCCGACAAUUACAACUUGAAUCCGAACGAUCGCAUUGGAAAAAUCAGGUAUCUUGUGAAUUUGUUAAAUGAUAAAUUUAAAGCCUACUAUGCCCCUAAAGAAGAACUGUGUGUCGACGAAAGUAUGAUUCCUUUUAGAGGUCGAGUCACUUUUCGACAAUAUAACAAAUCUAAAAGGCACAAAUACGGUAUAAAAUUGUUUAAAGUUUGUACAAAUCCUGGUUAUACUUUAAAAAUACAGGUAUACAGUGGAAAAAAUAUUGAUAUUGAGAAUAAUACCCCUACAAAAAUAGUAUUAUCCCUGUGCGAUGAACUCUUGAAUAAAGGCCACACCAUUGCCACUGAUAACUGGUACACCAGCUUGGAACUGGCGUACGAAUUACUAAAAAACGAUACACAUUUCCUGGGGACAGUGAGAAAGAACAGAAAGUACUUGCCUAGGAAAGUAGUAGAAACUAAUUUAAAACGAGGUGAAUUCGUAGCACAAGAAAACGAUUGUGGCAUCACAGUAUUAAAAUGGAAAGAUAAAAGAGAUGUUUUAAUGCUGUCUACAAAGCACACGGACAAAUUUACUCGAUUAAAUGUCAGAGGCAAGGCGGUGCAAAAACCAGCAAUGGUUAUUGAUUAUAACAAAUGUAAAGCUUCAGUCGACAUGAGUGAUCAGAUGACAGCUUAUUCAACUCCACUGAGAAAAACUGUCAAAUGGUAUAGAAAAUUGGCCAUAGAAUUGCUCUUGAAUACAGCUGUGGUAAAUGCGUUGAUAAUGUAUAAGGAAACCACUAAGAAAAAUAUUUCAGUAGUAGAUUAUAGAAAAAAUCUCGUUCAAUAUCUCACUAAAUCAGGACGUCCAGAAACAGGUAACUUAGCACUUGAAUUACGUCCAAAACGACGAAAACAUGAACUUGUCAAAAAAGAGGGACCUGUACGCAAAAUGAGACGAUUUUGUGUCGGCUGUUACAAGAACAAUGUAGAAAAGAUGCCGGGAAAAAGACGCAAAAAAUAA